GGGAGACUCAUUCGAAGCGGGCGCAGCUGGUUCUGGAGCGAGCCCAGGCCCGUUGCCUGUGAGGCUCGGCACGUCCCGGGGCUCUGUCAGCGGCGCUCGGCCCAGCCGCUGCCUUCCCGCCCCGGUACGAGGCCGCCGCUGCCGGCCACGCGGAGCCGCCGUCACUGCCCAGAGCGGCCGCAAGCCUCUGGCUCAUCCCGCCCCUACAGCGCCCUCCUGGGGCGGCGGCAGCCACAGCGACCGCUCCGGCGCGGCUCUGGCCUCGCCCCUCCGCUCCGCCUCCUCCUCGUCUCCGCCAUUUGGGCCUCUCGGGCCGCCGUCGCGAUCGGUAGCGGCGUUUCUGCGCCCUUGGCGCCUUCCGCGGGGCCGGGCCGCGGCCUCUCCGGGCGGCAGCCUCCCGGUUUUCUUCGAGGCGGGUCGGGAAGGCUCGGGACGCCGACCAGUGAUGUCGAAAGGGAACGGAAAAGCGGAUCCCUCCUCGUCGAGCUCGGAGCACGGCAUCCUCUCGCAGCCGUCCACCUCGAGUAACGGCGCCGUGCCCCUGCACGGACAUCUAUGGGAAGAAGAGUCAGAGACGAUGGACGAACAGCGGCCGGAGAGCGCCGAGGGCGCCGGCGACGAGCGCAGCAGGAGAAUAAUCCGAAACCAGUACCGGGAGCUCAUCUACAGCGUGCAGCAGAAUCGGGAGGAUAUGCUGAGUUCAAAAACCAACAGACUGACUGAAGCUUUGGAAGAAGCCAAUAAACUGUUCAGUGGAGUUUCCCGGGCGCGAGAGGCCGCUCUGGAUGCCCAGUUCCUUGUCUUAGCAUCAAACCUUGGAAAGGAAAAAGCCAACGAGUUGCACUCUGAGAUGACAGCGUUUGACUCACUGGUGUUUGCAGAAGACUUGCUAACCUUCAUGGGCAUAAAUCGCAUUGAAGGAGAAGAUGAUGACAGUGAUUCUGAGGAUGCUUCAGGUGGCUUUUUACCUCAUGAUGCUUGGCAUAAACUGGGAGCAGAAGCAGAAAAGUACUUCAGAAGGGCACCUUGUUUUCACUACAUGUUGGGAUCUUUCAAGUCUGAUCCUCCUGUACCGAGGCAACGGAUAGAGAGGCAGAAAAGGACAACAAGAGGGGAAAUAAAACAGGCAAUGCCUGCUCAGUUGAAAAAAAUGGAGGAGUCUCAUCAAGAGGCUACAGAAAAAGAAGUAGAGAGGAUCUUGGGAUUACUGCAAACUCAUUUUAAGAAUGAUCCUGAUACUCCAAUUUCCUUCUUUGAUCUUGUGAUUGAUCCAAACUCUUUUGCACGCACUGUGGAAAACAUCUUUCACGUUUCCUUCAUCAUAAGGGAUGGUUUUGCAAGAAUAAAGCUGGAUGAUGAUAAAUUGCCUAUGAUAGAGCCUACAAAAGACAAUGAGAGAAAGGGGAAUGACCACAAUGCUGCAGCACGGAACCAGGUUGUGCUAUCGCUGAACUAUCAGGAAUGGAAGGAGAUCAUAAAAACAUAUGAAAUAACAGAACCCAUGAUCAGCCCUCCUUGUCAGAGAGAUGAAGCCGAGAUGGACAUAGCUUAAUUCUUCAAGUGCCUUAAGGUAUUGUAACAUAUUCCCUCUGGAAGAUAAUAUGUAUAUAUAGUUAAAUAAUGUUUUUCUGUACUUUUCUGAAAAUCCAAGUUUGAGUUUGGAAAUUUGGUCUCAA
Messenger RNA from Pogoniulus pusillus (Red-fronted tinkerbird), 1676 nucleotides. RefSeq names its product NSE4 homolog A, SMC5-SMC6 complex component (gene NSMCE4A). The record is from RefSeq and is a predicted model, not a curated record. The coding region runs from base 446 to 1552 and encodes 368 amino acids. Gene Ontology annotation, biological process: DNA repair. Gene Ontology annotation, cellular component: nucleus; Smc5-Smc6 complex. NCBI's taxonomy places the organism in Eukaryota, Metazoa, Chordata, Aves, Piciformes, Lybiidae. The transcript has 11 exons.